This is a messenger RNA of Onthophagus taurus, 2828 nucleotides long. Its product is annotated as glycerophosphate oxidase 1. The record is from RefSeq and is a predicted model, not a curated record. Gene Ontology annotation, molecular function: calcium ion binding; glycerol-3-phosphate dehydrogenase (quinone) activity. Gene Ontology annotation, biological process: glycerol-3-phosphate metabolic process. NCBI's taxonomy places the organism in Eukaryota, Metazoa, Arthropoda, Insecta, Coleoptera, Scarabaeidae. Gene Ontology annotation, cellular component: mitochondrion.
AUUAUUUUUCCUCGAUUAAAACCGCGAUUAUGAUACAGAUAAUUACAGUUUUAUAUCCAGCACACAAUGAGAAGUAACGAUUAAAUUUAGAGAAAAAAAUCGAACGACAACGAGGUUUUAUACUGUGUAAAUACAAGUAAAUCCUCAAUAAAAUAUCAAGGCUAGUUUUGCGUAAUUUCCAUUUAGAUACGCGUCGGGUUAAAAUUAAAAUUACGUUGGAAAUUCUUAUUUUCUCUGAAAUUUCAAAUCGAUUGAGUAGUUCUUUUGAAAACCGCCGGAUAAAAAGGGGCGGGCAGAGCAUGUUGUGUUCGGAAUUCAAAUGCCAAACAUCUGGGAUACAGCCAAAACUUGCCCAGCUGGUGGAUUCACCUCUAAGAUUCUCUAAGGUCAUCGAGUGUAACUGAUCAAUGGUUAGAAAAAUUACAAUAAUAUAGAAUUUUACUACUACCAGAAGAUGUCUUCCAGAUUUCGUAAAAUUAUUAUAACCAGUUUUGCCACCGCUUUUGGAGUAGGAACUACAUAUUUAUUACUCACGGAUGAGAGAGAAAGAAAAUGGGGGACUGUAAGCGCAAAAACAAAAUUUUGCUUUCAAAAGGGCCCAUUACCUUCCCGAGAAGAACUCAUUAAUUCUUUAAAAAAUGAUUGCUUCGAUGUAUUAGUAAUUGGAGGUGGAGCCACAGGUGCUGGAUGCGCGCUGGAUGCGCAAACUCGGGGUCUAAAGACGGCUUUGAUUGAAGCAGACGAUUUUUCAAGCGGAACUUCUAGCAGAAGCACAAAACUUCUGCACGGCGGGGUGCGCUAUUUGCAAAAAGCCAUAAUGCAGCUUGACAUUGAACAAUAUCGGAUGGUCAAAGAAGCUUUACAUGAACGUGCCACUGUUUUGGAUUCUGCACCUCAUUUAGCUAAACCUUUACCUAUUAUGCUACCAGUUUAUACUUGGUGGCAAGUUCCAUAUUUUUACGCUGGCAUAAAAAUGUAUGAUAUAGUAGCUGCUGGAAAAACAUUAAAAAGCUCUUAUUUAUUAAGUAAGAAAAAUGCCUUGGAAUUAUUUCCAAUGUUAAAAGGUGAAAAAUUACGUGGUGCUAUUGUGUAUUAUGAUGGCCAACAAGAUGAUGCAAGAAUGAAUCUUGCGAUAGCUUUAACGGCAAUACGUUAUGGUGCAACAGCUGUAAACCAUGUUUCUUGUAAAAAAUUACUAAAAGAACCUGGAAAAGACGGCAAACCCGGAAUUUUAAAAGGUGCCGUUGUCAAAGAUAAUUUAACAAAUAAUGAAUGGGAGGUUAAAGCGAAAUGUGUUAUAAACGCAACGGGGCCAUUCACUGAUACAAUCAGAAAGAUGGAUGAUCCAACAGUUAAAUCAAUUUGCUCACCGAGCAGUGGGGUUCAUAUUGUUCUUCCUGGAUACUAUAGUCCUGAACAAAUGGGACUUUUAGAUCCCGCAACAAGCGAUGGUCGCGUUAUUUUCUUUUUGCCAUUUCAAAAUCAUACAAUAGCAGGUACUACAGAUUUACCAUGCGAUGUUACCUUUAGUCCAAAACCAACUGAAGAAGAAAUCUUGUUUAUUUUAUCAGAAGUUAAACAUUAUCUUAAUCCAGACGUUGAAGUUAGGAGAGGUGAUGUACUUUCCGCAUGGAGUGGAAUUCGACCAUUAGUUUCAGAUCCGAACAAAGCGGAUACACAAUCAUUAGCUCGUAAUCACAUAAUACACGUUAGCCCAUCGAAAUUAAUUACAAUAGCCGGUGGUAAAUGGACAACUUAUCGACACAUGGCAGAAGAAACCAUCGAUACUGCGAUAAAAUGUAUUGGACUUGAACCAAUAUACAAAGAGUGCCAAACCCAAAAUAUUAAAUUAGAAGGUGCUGAUAAUUGGACACCAACAAUGUACAUUCGUUUGGUGCAAGAUUUCGGAUUAGAAUUCGAAACGGCUCAACAUUUAGCAACAGCUUAUGGUGAUCGAGCUUUUCAUGUGGCAAAGAUGGCUUGCUUAACGGGAAAACGUUGGCCAAUUAUCGGAAAAAAGAUUCACCCCGAAUUUCCAUACAUCGAUGCUGAUAUUAAAUAUGGUGUAAAAGAAUAUGCCAUGACCGCUGUUGAUAUGAUUGGAAGGAGAUUGAGGAUAGCUUUUUUGAACGUCCAAGCCGCUCAAGAAGCUUUACCCGAUAUUAUUGAUAUUAUGGGGGAAGAAUUAAAAUGGUCAGAUGCUGAAAAGCAAAGGCAAGAAGCAUUAGCCACUGAAUUUCUUCAAUACGAAAUGGGCCAAAUGAUGAAUAGAGCAAGUAGAGAUAAAAAUCCAGCUAAUCUAACUGAUAAUGAGGUUAAUACAUUUACUAAGCGAUUUGAAAUUGUUGAUAAAGAUAGUAAAGGAUAUGUUUCUAUUAAUGAUAUAAGAAGAAGUCUUAAGCGCGAUGAUGGAACUGACGUUCCAGGAGAAGAACUCCAUGAGAUUUUAAAAGAAAUUGAUACAAAUAUGAACGGUCAAGUUGAAUUGGAUGAAUAUUUGCAAUUAAUGGCUGCCAUCAAAUCGGGACGCGUAGCUUAUUCGAGAUUUGCACGAAUGGCCGAAUUAGAAGAAGCGAAAUACGAAGCUUCAUUGUUGAAAAAGAAAAUAUCUGUUGAACGUAGUGGAGGUGGAUUAUAAAUUAAUUUCAUAUACAAAAAAAAAUAUGUACAUGAUAACUCAGGAAAAUUAGCUAAAAAAUCUAAAAUAGCUAUACACAUAUAUCUUUAUGAUACUAUCGUAUUUAUAUUUGUUAUGUUGAAUUGUUUUGAUUGAUCUAUUGUACUCUUGUACAUGUAACGGUGUAAAUAUUAAAGAAUCAAAAAUAUUA